Molecule: messenger RNA, 1668 nt
Organism: Besnoitia besnoiti
Lineage: Eukaryota; Apicomplexa; Conoidasida; Eucoccidiorida; Sarcocystidae
Product: KRUF family protein
Exons: 5
Coding region: 1-1668 (555 amino acids)
Source: RefSeq, a predicted model, not a curated record
AUGGUGCAUCAAAAGCGGCCCCCCUCUCUCAAAACAGUCCUCCGCUGGAUUGAUAUUAUCAGCAAGAAGUAUGACGAGGGGGCACGAGUGCAUCUGCAACAGGCAGCACGGCUUGACCGUCGUGUCGCCGAUGUCGAGGCGAAGCUCACGGCUGCUCAUGUGAAGGUACCAGCAGCCCCGAGGCCUCCCUCACAGGAUAUCGAGUGUCCUCGAACGCUGCGCGAUGCGAGCGACUACGGCGACGCAACAAAGACCACUGCGGACAGUGCAGAGUUUGCGACCCAGUGCCUGCGGCUUGGGAUACAGCAACUGAAGAAGGAGGCAGCCGACCUGAAGGCGAAAUGGAAGGAUCAGCAAGUCUUCAUCGCACAGUCACUUGCGACCAAUGUGGCAUUUCACAGUGCGCCAUCUGCAUCCAUGCGACAAACAAAAAAGUGGGCGUGGGCGGCGACAGCAUGCUAUAAACUCUUCGCGCCGGCGCGGCUUCGCGACGCUGUACAAAAUGAGGCAAAGGCACGGCAAGCUGAGCAGUGGCUGGCAGAAGGAAUAUUUGACGCCACGCGUGCCGUGAGACUCCCUUGUUCAAAUACACGGCGUGCUGGGCUGACGGGGACGUCCGAUCCUCGACGCGUGUCACCAGAUUCCUCACGUCAGGAGCCUUCAGAGGACAUGCAACAACAUGACGGUGAGGCGUCCGCCCCGCCGGCAAGCUCGGCGUCUUCGUGUCCAUCAGAAGACAUCAACCUAAGAGGGACACUUCUAGCUAGCACGGCGUACCAUGCCGGCGACAUCCCGAUAACAUAUGGAGAGCUGGCCGUCAGGAAAAUGAGGAAAACCGCUCGACAGCUGCUACGGACAUGGACCAAUAAAGAUACGUUUGUCUACCAGCACGUCGCACAGCGCAUGCUCCGAGAGGAAAUCAGGGACCUCGAUUCCGACGAGCUAGACCGCUGGCGCCGAAGGGCUGCACGGACGUAUAGCGAGGGAUGGCGUUACAGAAUACGGAAUGCCACCGAUAUGCUCAUUGAUGCAGCCAACCUGGAAGCUCGUUUGGCAGCUGCUGGUGUAGCGAUACGAACAUCGCCAAGCACAAAUGCAGACGACACGGAGGCUCGAGGGCCGUCAACCACGGAGUUUCUGCCGGGUUCGCUCACGUUCGCGGAGCUGGCCGUAGAGAAACUGAGACACGAUGCGAGCGAAAUCCGACAUGUCUGGGGUCGUGGACGAGACACCUACGUGGCACAGCGCGUUGCGGAUCAUAUGGUGCAUCAGAAGCAUCCAGCGCCGCACCCUGCCGCUGUCCGACAGUUGACGAAAUCAGCAGUGGCCACCUACAAGCGUGAGUCACGUGGAAAGCUGCGACUAGCUCUGAAAAUGGAGACAGAAGCGGAUCAAGUAGAAAAAGAAGUCGCAGCCGCCCGUGAGCGUGCACGGUCUGAGCGACGAUCGCCAACGCAGUCCGCACUCCGUGGUCUCUCGCCGUCUUGGGCCACUAGUCUCCCAAACAGGGAUGCGCCCGACCCCCCCACGUUCUUUCUCUGCUUUUUCAACAACCAGUUCAUGCACGGCCAGUCAACGUGCACAACCGCUUCCUCCGCAUACGCAGAGCAGCGCCGAGACUCUCCGAAGGACUGCAUCUUCUGCCCUCUCGUUGUCUUAUUCCACUAA